Stereum hirsutum FP-91666 SS1 is the source of this 1047-nucleotide messenger RNA. RefSeq lists its product as uncharacterized. The transcript has 5 exons. Bases 1 to 1047 code for a protein of 348 amino acids. Lineage: Eukaryota; Fungi; Basidiomycota; Agaricomycetes; Russulales; Stereaceae. The record is from RefSeq and is a predicted model, not a curated record.
AUGCGUUCGCGAACGCAGCUGCCCUGCUUGGCCUUCACUGUCUCAUCUUUCUUCGCUUCUUUCUCUCAUGUUUUGGCCCAUGGAUAUGUUGGACAAGUCACCAUCGAUGGGACGGUCUAUAACGGAAAUGCUCCGGGGGAAACUGCUAAUGCCAGCCCUAUACGCCAGAUCAGCUCGAACGGUCCCGUCAAGGGAGCAAGCAAUCCAGAUCUGAAUUGUGGUCUUGAUGCUCAGCUGGCGAGCGAAGUCGCAGACGCCAAUUCUGGAAGCACCGUGGUGUUCCAGUGGACUGAUGGGCCGGACAACUGGCCUCACGAAGUUGGCCCGUUGAUGACCUAUAUGGCUAUGUGCGAGGAUACGACUUGCGACCAGUACAACUCCACCAACGCUGCCUGGUUCAAAAUCGAUCAGGUUGGCCUCAAGUCGGACGAUUCGACCUGGUAUCAGGCAGAGAUUAUGCAAGGGAAGUCCUUCUCAGUGUCACUCCCCGACAAUCUCGCGCCAGGCGACUACCUCAUCCGUCACGAGAUCAUCGCUCUUCACCUUGCCGAUUCAGAGGGCGGUGCCGAAUUCUACCCCUCUUGCACGCAAGUUCGCAUCGGCGGUUCGGGGACUGGUACCCCAGACAGCACCGUCGCCUUUCCUGGAGCGUACAACGAUGACGACCCCGGUAUCUACGAUCCUACGAUCUUCAACGGGAACCAGAUCUACAUUUUCCCUGGUCCUGAUAUUUCGAACCUCGCCGCUACAGCAGAUCAAUCCACAGAGGAAGGUGGACAAGCUCCGUCCGGUAUACUCGAGAACGGCCAGACGGUAACAGCGACCGGCUCCGCGAUUGCAUCGUCAGCAGCCACAACUAGUUCUGGCUCAAGUUCAAGUACAGGUUCGGGCUCGGACUCCGGAUCAUCUGGGACAUCCUCGACCUCCUCCAAUGUGGCCAAGUGCAAUCUCAAGAAACGGGACACCGCUACCUUGGCCAAGCGGGGCGCCGCGAAACACAGGAGCCACUGGAGCAAGAUCUUGCGCUCUUGGAUUCGCCAUUCAUGA